This is a messenger RNA of Chanos chanos (milkfish), 4761 nucleotides long. It is a transcript of the gene col17a1a, whose product is annotated as collagen, type XVII, alpha 1a. The transcript has 55 exons. Gene Ontology annotation, biological process: extracellular matrix organization. Bases 1 to 4761 code for a protein of 1586 amino acids. Gene Ontology annotation, molecular function: extracellular matrix structural constituent conferring tensile strength. The record is from RefSeq and is a predicted model, not a curated record. NCBI's taxonomy places the organism in Eukaryota, Metazoa, Chordata, Actinopteri, Gonorynchiformes, Chanidae.
AUGGACAACUUAACCACAACUAAGAUUGUCAACGAAGGAGGUUCAGGGGAAGCUUCUGGAAAAGUGACAGAGACAGUAACCACGACAACGAGACUAACAUCACUUCCCCCAAAGGGCGCAAGCAGUUCCGGGGUCAGCCAGCGGGUGGUGUCAUCGAGCAGCUCGUCAGGCGCUGUUUUGGUGGAGAAGAGGAUCAUUACCCAAAGCAGCGGUGGGGGCAGCAGCAGCAGCAGUGGCAGCAGUGGGAGCAGUUAUGCCAUUACCUCCUCAGCAGUAGGAGGAUCAAGUGGUGGAUCUGCUGGUGCGUCGGGAGGCGGUGGGGCCUCCGCAUCCUCGGCCACGUCUUCGGCCGCCGUCUCGUACUCGGUGUCUGGAGGGAGCGCCUCUCGCUCUGUCUCUGGAGGGAGCACCUCCUAUUCUGUAUCCAGAGGAGGUUCCUCUAGCGUGUCUUCUGGAGGAGGAGGAGGAGGAGGAGGAGGAGGCAGUAGUGCAAGUGCGUCAGGAGGAGCUUCAGGAAGUGCCUCAAGCACUGCUGUUAUGGUAGGAGGUGCCACCAGAGGUUCUUCUUCCACCACAAUCGUGUCUGGUUCCUCGGGAGGUUCCCUUAGUGUCUCAGGAGGAGGAGGAGGAGGAGGAGGAGGAGGAGGAGGUUCCUUUGCAGCCAUGUCGACUGGUGGAGGCUCUAGCUCUAUGACUGUCACCAAGUUCAGUUCCAGUUCUUCGGGGGGUGUGAGGAAAGCCUCCACCUCCUCCGUCAGCUACUCUCCUGUUCCCAUGGAGAGGAAAGCCAGUCUCACGGUCCGUUCCGGCAGCUACGAGGGAAGCUCCAGUGGCAAUUCCUCUCCUGAGUACACCAGGAAGGAGUAUGCUGCUGCCAGUGCUGCCACUAGGGGGCGCAGCCAGACUAGAGAGAGUGAAAUCAGGGCUAGACUACAGAGUGCAUCUCCUUCGACAAGAUGGACCGAGCUUGACGACGUGAAGAGAUUGUUGAAGGGAAGUCGUUCAAACAGCAUAAGCCCGCCCCGCUCCCCGACCAACACUCUGCCCAUACCUAAAAAAGCUGCCGUGGAAACGCGCACUCAGAGCCAAUCAGGCUAUGACAGUAGUUUGAUGGAUGGGGUGUACACGGGCUACAGCUACCACACCAACCCUAACAACCUGAGCCCCUCCUCCACCCUGCAACAUCCAGGAUCACCUACAGGCUUACAGAAUAACCUGACCCUGGCCUCUCACUCCAUGGCGAACGGACUGGCUCUCAGCAGUGGAGUGUACGGGAUGCAGAACAACCUCACCUCUGCUUCCGGCGCUGCUCUGGCUGCCAGCGGAGGCAGUCCUAGUGCAGUAGUGCCAGCCAGCCCAGCUCCUACAGACGACGUCUUCGUGAAAGAUUACAAAUUCAUGCUCCUGGAGAAAGAGAACGCGCCGGUGAAAAAGGAAACGGAGCGACUGAUCAUGUCCAAAGACAGCGGCAAACAGUUCACCUCCACCACAACCAGUGCAGGGGCAGGGUUCUCUGAUGACUCUCUGAAGAGGGAGAAGAUGAUCGUCUCCAGUUCUUCUGAAACUACCACCGCCGCAGUGAAUGUAUCCUCUAAAACAUCAACGAAGGACAAGGCCACAUAUGCAGAGAUCCGUAAGGAUGAGUCUAGCGCGGGCGGGGCGGGGUUCUGGUCGUGCUGUUCCUGGUGGAAGUGGCUCUUGGGAUUGAUCCUGGGACUCCUCCUCCUGCUCGGCCUCCUCUUCGGGCUAAUCGCACUGGGGGAGGAGGUGAGGAAACUGAAAGCCAGAGUAGACGCCCUGGAUGGUGGAGCAGAGGGCACCAACCGUCUGGGCCGUUUCACUUCCACAGGAGUUCACAUUGAGAACCCGCAGGGCUCUCCUUUCAUUGGCCCAGAAAACGCCAUCCCCGUGGCCUCGGUGCCAGCCCAAGACCCCGCAGCCCUGCAGAGAACCGUAGAGCAAUAUGUCAUGGCUCAGCUGCAGUCGAGCACUGUCAGAGCUUCACUGGCAUCUUCUCUGAAAGGUGAGAGAGGGGAUCCAGGUCCUAAAGGUGAACCCGGACCUCCUGGAAUCAAAGGUGAUGCAGGUUUCCCUGGAGUGCCAGGACCUCCUGGCUUGAUCGGUCAUCCAGGAUCGGAAGGCCCCAGAGGACCUAAAGGAAGUGCAGGUGAACCUGGAGCAGAUGGUCCACCAGGGCAGAGGGGCCGUGAGGGACCCACAGGACCACGUGGGGAACCAGGACCACCGGGAUCUGGAGAGAAAGGAGACAGAGGUUCCUCUGGAGAACCUGGGGCUCCAGGACCAGCUGGACCUCCUGGCCCCAUUGGACCCAAAGGUGAAACAGGUGCUCAAGGAUCGGCAGGUCUUCCAGGUGCCCCCGGUCCGCAGGGUUUCCGUGGAGAAGCUGGAGAAGCAGGACCAAAGGGUGAGAGGGGAUUACCAGGACCUCCUGGAGGCAAAGGGGACCAGGGUGAGAAAGGGCCUCGUGGAGCCACAGGCGAACCAGGGCAGCCUGGGCCCCAGGGACCUCCUGGAGAGAAAGGACCCAAAGGAUCAGCAGGUGUCCCUGGACCUGAUGGCGAAAAAGGACCCCGAGGUGAACAAGGACCAGCUGGUUUGCCUGGACCCAGGGGACCUGCCGGACCCCCAGGAGAUGCAGGAAUCCCAGGAACACCAGGUCUUCAGGGACCUCCAGGUGUGCCAGGAAAUCCAGGUCAGCCUGGACCUAAAGGUGAAGCAGGUGAACCUGGCAAAGUUAUCACCGCAGGAGCUAACGCCAACACUGUGGCCAUUCCUGGACCACCUGGCCCGGCUGGACCUCCAGGUCCUGCAGGCCCCCCCGGACUCUCAGGUCCCAUCGGUCCUGCUGGGCUUCCAGGACAACCUGGUGAUAAAGGUGAUAAGGGUGCCAAAGGUGAACCUGGAGAACCUGGUAUUACCAAGACAACCAUUGAAACACAACCUGCUGCACCUGCUCCUGGUCCUCCUGGACCUCCUGGUCCACCUGGGCCCCCUGGUCCCCCUGGAGAGCCUGGACGUCCAGGUGAAGGGAAAGAAGGUUCAGUUGGACCCCCAGGUCCACCUGGAGCGCCAGGUGUUGGUAUCCCCGGCCCUCCUGGUGAAAGAGGGGAGCCUGGAAGCUUUAUACCCAACUCUGAGAGCUUUUUUGCUGGACCACCUGGGCCUCCUGGACCUGUUGGACCUAAAGGAUCACAGGGUGACAUUGGUCCACAAGGCUACCCUGGUGAACCUGGUCAACCUGGAUUACCUGGAAGUCCUGGAGAGCCUGGUAUUGGUAUUCCAGGGCAACCUGGACCUCCAGGCCCACAGGGUUCCCAGGGACCAGAGGGCCCACCAGGACCCCAAGGUCCACCAGGACCAGAGGGACCAGAGGGACCGCAAGGACCAAGAGGUGAUGCUGGUGUUCCUGGUGCUCCUGGAAUCCCUGGAUACUCCACUGGAAGAAGUGCUGGGGCCCCAGGACUCCCUGGUCCUCCAGGACCCCCUGGUCCUCCUGGUCCGCCAAGCUCAGGCACAGCUGAUGUUGGUCAGCAGAUUGCAGAUUACCUCAGUAGUGAUGGCAUCCGACAAUAUCUGGCUGGACCUCAGGGUCCUCCUGGUCCACCUGGUCCACCUGGACCUGGUUCUUAUGGUUCUGUUGACGACCUGGCUGCACGUGUCAUUGACUAUGUACAAAGAGAGGAGGUUAGAAGAUAUCUGAUUGGACCUCCUGGUCCCCCUGGAGCUCCCGGAACCCCAGGUGGACCCGGGGGCUACGGCUUUAACCCACAGGAAGUUGCUGGACGAGUCCUCACCCUGAUGAGUGAGCAGGGAAUGCUUCAGCCUGGGCCCCCGGGACCGCCUGGUCCACCUGGACUUCCCGGACAGGUUUAUGGUGAUCUCUCUGCCUACCUACAGAAUUCAGAAUUCAGAGGGACUAUAGGACCACCAGGUCCCCCAGGACCUCCAGGGACCCCUGGUAUUCCAGGACCUCCCGGGCCUCCUGGACUGGGCUCUGUUGACGACAUUCAGAACUACUUACAGAAUACUGGGUUAAGAGGUCCACCUGGUCCUCCAGGUCCUCCUGGACCUCAAGGACCCCCUGGAGUGUCAAGAGGUAUAGUUUCAUACGCUGGGAACACAUAUAAAGAAAAUAUUCAUGCUGAGCUGCAGGAUUACGUCAGAAGUGACAAGUUUGCUGGUUCCUUCAUGGGGCCCCCUGGCCCUCCUGGACCCCCAGGUCCUCGUGGAUACAAAGGAGAACGUGGUGAUCCAGGCGUUGACCGUGCUUUUUCACCGAGUGACGAGGAGGUCAAGAGGCCAGAGACCUUAGACUACUCCAGUGUGGCAGUGAGGGUGACAGAUUACAUCAAGAUGAACGGUUUGUGGCGGGACAUGAUAGAUGAGGAGGCUCGUCGUACGGGCUCUAGGCUCAUCCAAGGCCCUCCUGGACCUCCUGGACCCCCUGGCCCACCCGGACUCGGCCAGGCUGUCGGUUCUUACGACAACAUCACAGAGCUUGUGAAGCACAUCAGAGCACACGCGGCUUUUGUAGGCCCACCGGGUCGACCCGGCCCGAAAGGAGACACAGGAUACCCUGGACCUAAAGGACAGAAAGGUACAAGUGGCGACCGCGGAGAGCAAGGCAUCCCUGGGCUGUCAGGGCUCCCGGGCCAUGAUGGGCAAAGAGGUGAAAAAGGAGACAAAGGUGAGCCUGCAGUUGUGUCCCACAGAAGGAGGAGGAGAAGCACAGGCGUGUAA